CCAUAUAUGUUAAUUAUGUCAAAUCGGCUGUGCCUGGGCCGUGAACACUCUCAUUUCCUCUCUGUUAUUAUGUUGUCCAAUAUUGAACCAAUAGAAUUUUAGUUCAAGGAUCAGUCCUUUCGUUGUGAAUGACCCCAAACUCCAAACGGAUUGGAUUUGGGAUGACUUCGCCGUUUGGAUUCGUGAUCAAACACUGAAGAUGGGACAAAAUCAGUCAGGCACCGGUGGUACAGGAGGUGAUAAGAAAGAUGACAAGGAUAAGAAGAAGAAAUAUGAACCGCCUAUUCCUACCAGAGUCGGCAAGAAAAAACGGCGCACAAAGGGGCCGGACGCUGCUUUGAAGUUGCCCCAAGUUACACCACAUACACGGUGCAGAUUGAAGCUUUUAAAGCUGGAGAGAAUAAAGGACUAUCUGUUGAUGGAGGAAGAAUUUAUUAGAAAUCAAGAAAGAUUGAAGCCACAGGAAGAAAAGAAUGAAGAGGAAAGGUCAAAGGUGGACGAUCUGCGUGGAACUCCUAUGUCCGUUGGAACGUUGGAAGAAAUAAUUGAUGAUAAUCAUGCAAUAGUUUCUACGUCUGUGGGUUCUGAGCAUUAUGUAUCAAUUUUAUCAUUUGUGGACAAGGAUCAAUUGGAACCUGGUUGUUCAGUGUUGUUGAAUCAUAAAGUUCACGCUGUCGUUGGAGUUUUAGGGGAUGAUACAGAUCCUAUGGUUACAGUAAUGAAACUAGAAAAAGCUCCACAAGAAACUUAUGCUGAUAUAGGUGGGCUCGAUACGCAAAUUCAAGAGAUUAAGGAAUCCGUGGAAUUGCCUUUGACGCACCCAGAAUAUUAUGAAGAAAUGGGUAUUAAACCCCCGAAAGGAGUCAUACUUUACGGCCCACCGGGAACUGGGAAAACGUUGUUAGCGAAAGCUGUUGCUAAUCAGACAUCGGCAACUUUCCUGAGAGUCGUCGGAUCCGAGCUUAUACAAAAAUAUUUAGGAGACGGUCCGAAACUCGUCAGAGAAUUAUUUAGAGUCGCGGAAGAGCAUGCCCCGUCUAUCGUAUUCAUAGACGAAAUAGAUGCCGUAGGAACGAAGCGAUACGACAGUAAUAGCGGAGGAGAACGUGAAAUUCAAAGAACUAUGUUAGAACUCCUGAAUCAACUUGAUGGUUUCGAUAGCAGGGGAGACGUUAAAGUCGUGAUGGCCACCAAUAGAAUUGAGACGUUAGAUCCAGCGUUAAUUAGGCCAGGUCGCAUCGACAGGAAAAUCGAAUUUCCACUGCCAGACGAGAAGACGAAGAAGAGAAUUUUCAGCAUUCAUACCAGCAGAAUGACUUUAGCACCUGACGUAAACCUAGCCGAGCUAAUUAUGGCCAAAGACGAUCUUUCAGGUGCAGAUAUAAAGGCUAUUUGCACCGAAGCUGGUUUAAUGGCGUUACGCGAACGCCGUAUGAAAGUUACUAGCGACGAUUUCAAGAAAUCGAAAGAGAGUGUUUUAUAUCGAAAGAAAGAAGGUUCCCCCGAAGGAUUGUACCUAUAAUAAUAUUCUUUAUUUACAUAAUGCAUUGAAACGUAAAAAUAUUGUACAAGCUAAUAAAAA
Ceratina calcarata is the source of this 1582-nucleotide messenger RNA. RefSeq names its product 26S proteasome regulatory subunit Rpt2 (gene Rpt2). The transcript is spliced from 6 exons. The record is from RefSeq and is a predicted model, not a curated record. The coding region runs from base 200 to 1522 and encodes 440 amino acids. Gene Ontology annotation, molecular function: ATP binding; ATP hydrolysis activity. NCBI's taxonomy places the organism in Eukaryota, Metazoa, Arthropoda, Insecta, Hymenoptera, Apidae.